GAGUGAGUGAGAUCAGGAAUCUGCUGAGUCAUCAUGACUGGUCUCAUGAUGAUCGCUCAGCAGCAGCAACAAUAGCCGCCCUUUAUCGAACACACACACACACACAGGUCUGAGAGAUGAGAGCCAGACCAAUGCACCAUACAAAGCAUCUCAUUGAGAGCUUGUGGAGAUGCUCAUCUGUGGCACUGUGUGCUCUAAGGACUGAUCUCAUCUUUUGCACUUCCACGCUCCCCCUUUGUUGACUUCUGAUUCACACUGUUGUGUCUCCAUCCUUUUGUUCGUUGUUAACACUUUGGCACAUAUGCACAUACAUCAUUUUAUCUGGUUUGCCUUAUUGUCAUGUAUUCAUUUUAUGUAUCUCCAGUAGGUGUAUAGGUGUCUGUAGAUUUCUACGCCCCAAUGCUGCAAUCUCUAGUAAGGUGUGUAUAUGUGCGUCAGGGCUCUAACAGUCGGUUUUCCCCUGGAGUUCUUCCCACAGAUUUUACCACUUCCUCUUCUUUCACGCUCAUUUCAUUACUGUUGGCCUAAAGCCAACCAAUAAGAGUUCAACAACACAAAGGUAGUGGGCACUGUCAGUGUAACCACCAGGAAACAGGAAGUCAGGGAAAUUCUAAGAAAAGUUUGUGAGUCACUUUCACUCAUACACUUUGAUACAGACUACUACUAACUACUGAUGCAUGAUACUGUGACAUGCUCACACAACAGUGCUCUAGCAGCACAUUUAGAAUUGGGUCUCCACUGGUCUGGGUCUGUUCAGAAGAGCAAGGCUCCUGUGGCAUGACGACGACUAACAAAGGAAAUAAAGCCUUGAAGGUGAAGCGCGAGCCAGGGGAGAAUGGCACCAGCCUCACGGACGAGGAGCUGGUGACCAUGUCGGUGCGGGAGCUGAACCAGCACCUCCGAGGGCUCUCCAAGGAAGAGAUCCUGCAACUGAAACAGCGGCGGCGCACUCUGAAGAACCGGGGCUACGCUGCCAGCUGCCGGGUGAAGCGGGUCACCCAGAAGGAGGAGCUGGAGAAGCAGAAGGCCCAGCUGCAGCAGGAGGUGGACAAACUGGCCAAUGAGAAUGCUUCGAUGCGCGUUGAGCUGGACGCUCUGAGGUCUAAGUACGAGGCAUUACAGACCUUUGCCAGGACUGUGGCACGGAGCCCCACCGUCGGGGUCGGGGUCAGGGCUGGAGGGGGUGGCGGAGGGGUGGCAUCAUCGGUCAUCGGCCCACUCAUACCGGGGAAGGUGGCAACAGCGACGAGUGUGAUUACAAUAGUGAAGUCAAAAACAGAUGCACGGUCUUGAGGGAGGGAAAGAUAGAUGAGGGUGUAUCGGGAUGGAGUUCAGCUGCAUCAGAGUAAUUCUUCUUCUCUGCUGCGCCCCCCUCUCCUCCACCUGCACUGACUUCAAACAGCUGGGCAAUCCUGAUCGCUUCGCCUCAGCAUGUUCCUGUCACCUGUCUCAGAUCAGUGCAGAUGAAGGAAAGGAUGGAAGCAGAGGACGGUUAUUUAGACUGUAAAGAUGCAAGCCCUUGGUCAGCGCGUGAUCAUUUAGCACAGCACAGAUAGACAGGGUUCCUAUGGUCACUGAAAGCCUGGAAGAGUCAGAGAAUCUGAGAAGUGGUAUAUUCCAGGCCAAGGAGAAAAAAAUCUUUAAACACACACACACACACACAAACACACACACAAAUGCCCCAAACUCUUUGGAAAAAUCAUGCAAUUUUGUUCAGUUGCCAUUUAAAUCAGUCAAAUGUUCAGUGUCAGGUUUUACUGCUGGUAGAUGUAGAUAUCUGUAAACGCAAAAUAAUCCUGUCACACAUUUGCACACUCGAUUUGAAGCCUGAGGCAAAAUUAAAAUUAGCAACACCAACAAAAAUAUUCUACAACAUACAUUACAUAUGGUCCCGGAGCUCCAAAAGAAUACACAAGGUUUUAAUGUGACCUGCUGAUUUCAGUGGCUGCAGAGAAUUCCCAUCUUGCUCCACCUAGCCAAGAACUUUUUCAGAAAAGUACUAUAGAAAAAUAUAUAUUACACAAUGGUGGUAACUGUAUUUCUACUGUUUUGUACUGUGUUGUCAUUCACAUGAGGUCCAAAGUGUAUUCUCUGUGUGUGAAUUGUUAUAUAUCAGGAAUUCUGUGAAAUUCUGUGGCGCGUGUUCGUUUUUGGUAUUGCUAUAUUUAGUUAGCUGUAUUUUUUCUACGGUCUCCUCACUUUCUAUGUCCGAGUCUUUCUCUCUCUCUCUCUCAUUCUCUCUUCUAUCUAUUCUUUCUCUGUCCUUCCAUUUUUUUCAAUUCCAACUGGCUUCCAUAAUUACAUACAGUACUUCCUGGAUCUAACAGAGGGGGGAGAGAAAAGACAAUUGAUAUUUACAAACAAACAAAAUGCAAGGUAUCACUGAAAAAAGUGGAUAAAGUUAUUUAGAGCCUCUGACCUUGUCUCAGUUUGUAAAAAUUUUCAGGGAAACGGUCGUUUGAACACUUGAGCUGAAUUGAGAUAAAGUUGUUCUGAGUCUGUUUGAGUUCCUCUCAAAAGCAUAUGUUUGAGAAAUUUGGAAGGGCAAGUGCCUUGGUCUCCUAAUGAUAUGCAUCAAGAAGAAGUCAAGAGGACAUAUGAGGAAUUGUGGAAGGACGGUGGAGAUUCAGUGGAGGCGUUUGCUUAUACCUGUGCUUAAUGGGAUACACUGACCAAUCAGGAAUCAGGUUGUGACAGCAUUUAACUCUCGCUGUGCGUUGUUGUAUGAGCUGUGUAGUAGCCAUCAGGAUUAAUAAUAAUAUUAAUAACACCCAUUUAUGUGACUUGGCAGUUCAUUUACCUAAAGAAAAAAAUAAAUAAAAGCAACCCACAUUUACCCUCAUUCUCUUGCACAGAAUAUGCUUGGAAAGGUAAUAUUCUGUUAUGAGGAAUAAUCCAUGUAUCUGUUUUAUGUUAACUACUUGGUUUAUAUGUUUCUGAAUUUGACUGACUCAGAAAUCUAGGUUGUUACGCCUACGGCAUUUUUUUUGCUUCAAAACAAAGCAGUUUACGUUGCAUUCCUCUUGCUUUUAACCACAGAGCUCACUUUGCAAGAGCAGAUGUGAUCACUGACAGUGCAGUCAGACUAGUAAGGACAACAAAGGUAUUUCUCUGAAUUUCCAGUCACACAAAUGGGCUGUCAUUUCACACAAGCUUUACCAUAAAAGUAGUCUUAUGUGGUGUUCUAUACGCAAAGAAUCUUUGUCUAUGUAUGGUAGAGUCUGGAGUUUUAUAAAGACAAUUAUCUUUGCAUUGUUUGUAAAAAAAAAGAAAAAAAAAAGGUAUAGCGAAAUCUGUUUGAUAUACAGUAUCUCUAUUUUGCAAUUGUACCAAAAGUGGCUUAACUACUGAAUAGCUUUGUUUUUUCUCUAUAGUGACUAGGCACGUGUGUGUAACCGUGAACUAGCGUGUGGUGUGCUGUGUAGGUAUGUGACGAGGUAACUAUAAUGUUCACUAUUUCAUGGAUAUGACUUUGUUCCUUGUUUGAUUUCAGGCCGAAAGCAGGUGAUGACACUGUCGGUAACUGCACUCUUUUCUCUAAUCAUAAAAUCUUUGUCCUCCUGGCCCCCGUUAUUCAGCUCCAGCACUGCAGAUGUAUUAGAUCAUUUGUUAAUCUGCUCGUAAUCUGCUCUCAUUAUUUGUAAUUUUAUGAAAGUUCUUUUUUUGUUUGCAGACCCAUUUUCUGUAUUUCUGAACACGCCUUCUGUGUCUCUGUUUAGCUUCUCACAGUGUUUAAAGCUCAUUAAGGCAGAUAUGACAUAUAUGACAUGACCAAUGAGAUGAGGAAGUGUUUUGGAUAACCUCUAAAAGCUUCAUAAUAUUUGUAUUCCGGACAUCUGGUAACAGAGAUGUGAAACUAAGCAAUGGGCCUGUAUAUCACCCCUGCUCCUUUAAUAAGUUAUUUUUUGUAGCGUGUGAUAAAGAUAUUUGUUUUUGCUGUGUACAUUUUAUAUAGUUAUGUAUAUUUAAUGUUGUUCCUGUUUCAUUUGCUUUUGAACUGUUUAACUGUAAGUGUCAGGGAAGUGAAAUAACAUUUGUUAUUGUAUUUGGUGUUUUAUGAAGUGAAAAAAAAAAUCUAUUCUGCUAUUUAAUGGUUUGUCUGUCAGAGUGAGGUUUACCAUUAUAAAGUACAAUUGCCUCAAACAGUUUUUAACUAAGGAAAACCAGAUUUAAAUUGAGUCAUAUACUGAACUAGAAGCAAUUUACAAUGGUAAGAACAUUACAUACAUGCAGCCUUUUAAAUGAACUGCUACUUUUCCACUGUGAAGAAAAAAGGGUUAUCCAGCUUACUGCUGUGCAGUUAUUAAGAUUAGCAGGGUGUGUUCUCAUCUGUACAGUAUGUUAAUAUAAAAUAGGAUUCAGACAGAUGAACAAUGAGCAAAGGCAUAGGAUGGGAACAGGUUUGAGAUUUUAAAAUAUAAUUUCUCCAUAAUCUUUACACUGAUAACCAUUUGCAUGUUCAGUCAACCGUGAAACCAGAGAGCUACAAAUGUCAAAUGAAAAUGUCCAAUACAUUUUCUUUAAAUGUCUUAUCACAGGAAUAUACUCUGUGGUGUUCAGCUACAAGCAUAUCAAGAUAUCACACUCAUUGUAUGUAUGUAUUUCUUUACAUUUGAAAAGAUUUGUCCUGUUUUUAUGGGCAGAAUGCUAAUAUUUGAUUUUAUACAGUGUUUUUUUCCCAUAUUUUCUCUCUGUCACUCUGUGGCUUCCUGUCUGUGUUUGCAUUUGUUUGUUGAAUGUUGGGUUGUUUUUUUUCGAUCAGCAGGUCCUGUGUGGUGCAUGUGGCCAUGUGGUAUAAAAUAGGAAGAAGCACAAUGUGCUAAGAUUAGGUUUAUGUUAAUUUGAAGCAAAAUAUGAGUGCACCAUCUCCCCCACCCCCUCGACCCCCACCCCCCCAGUAUUUGUCAAACUGUACUUCUGUAUGUACCACUGUCAGACAAUGUUUUCACCUUUUUUCAUUUCUUUACGCUUCCCUAGUUUAAAAAGGAUGUAUACUGUGUAAACAGAAGUGUGUCAACAUGGUGGCUGUUAUUAAAUAGACAUCUCUCUAAUCAUGCAAACUGUGUAGGGCAAAAUUAGAACUCCUGCCACACAGGAGCAGUGACGCUAUCGUAGUCGUUGUGUCAAACUGUCGUAGAAUCGCAGGUACAGUGUGAUGUGAUAAGGUUAUAGAGCUUAUACACAGAGUGUUGUGCAUUUUAUAUAAAUUGCAGCAGCAGUUUGUCUCUGUUAAAUCUGGCUUAAGUGUUGUGGCUUUCCUUGCUUUUUUCCCAGUGUCACUUUACAAUUAACUGUGAAAACAUAUCCAGUAUUUUUUAUCCUUGCCGCCAAUUGAGAAGAAAACAGGAUGUGAAAUAUACUGUAGCUGUCGUGCAAGUCCUACAGUCAAACUACACAAAAUCAUUAUUUUUGUCUUCCAUACUCAAAUAUCUUGUGGUUUUAGUAUUUCUCCGGUUUGUUGGGUCUCUAAACAAAUGAGGUGAGACAUUACAGAAGUUUAAUCCUCAUUCUCACUCAGCAGACAUGAUCAGAUGACAACAGUGACCUUUAGUGAUCAUCAGACAGGGCAGCUCUGUGGCUUUUCAUAACAGAGUUUAUGAGCUUGUAAGACACGUUGACCUUAUUUUUCCUGCUGCCUGUACAGAGGUCACAGCCUCCAUAUGAAAAGAUAUUUCAUCAGAAAGCCAAGUAACCACUCCUAAACCGCAUCUAUAAAUAUUUUACAGAGGCAGAAAGGAGUGGUGGAGACACAUCUGAUAAAACUCUUACCCAUUUCCCACCCCACUUAUCCCCUACCCCCCUUUUUACAAAGUGUCUGCAAGUGAACUCAGCAAGCCUUUCUUCAAAACAUCUGAUUCCUCUGGAAGAUGCAAAUCAUUAACUCCUUAUCUUGCUGCGUGGCCAAUCGGUAUGCAGUCAUUCAGUUGUUUUCCUGUCUAGUGAAUCACGCCACCAGACUCUAAAAGCCCAUAUCACCCACCUCUGACGCCGAUCGAUGAGAGUGAAUGAAGCAAGGAUUCCUUUGAUCGUUUGUUUUUUUCUGCUCUCAUCAAUAAUAAUGUUUGUUUUGUUUCCCCCAUCUGCUGCUCUCUUACUCUCUGCUGUCCCUGCCCUCAUCACAUAUAUUCUUACCCAGAGUUUAGGUUUCACAUCAAAUUAACUGUUUUAUUUUCUUGUUGUCAGUCAGUUUCCCUCUCUAAUUUCACAUUUUUCCUCCCAUCAAACCACACACGCGUCUGCUGGUGAGCAUCUGGCCAGAUAGCUCUGGGGAGCUGGGAUAUUUUUUGUGUUUCUAAAAGUAUAUAACGGUCGGAUUAAAGCUAUAGAAAAGUAGUGAGUUUGUGUGAAUAUGGCAUAGCCUAUUCAGAAAAGCCCUUGUAAUAGGAAAUUCUGUGUUUUGUAAUAUUUCUGUAUGGGGUGUAAUAAAUUAUUCUACGACAGUACUUUCUAUGGGAAAAUACUUAAAAUGUGACAGUCUUUGUAAGUAUUUAUCUUCAACUAAAUUAUUGUACUUUUUUUGCAAUUUGUAGAUAUGUAAGUGACGAUGACAAGGUACUGGUAAUCAUGAAAUUAACUGUUUCAUCAUCGGUCUGAUGCAUCUUUUAAUUUAUUGAUGUAUAUACUGUAUGUUUGUUGAUAAACAGCUUACUUUAUUUUGUAUAUGACCAAUAAACAUGUUUUAAAAUGGA
Molecule: messenger RNA, 6689 nt
Organism: Lates calcarifer (barramundi perch)
Lineage: Eukaryota; Metazoa; Chordata; Actinopteri; Centropomidae
Gene: mafgb
Product: v-maf avian musculoaponeurotic fibrosarcoma oncogene homolog Gb
Exons: 3
Coding region: 691-1293 (200 amino acids)
Biological process (GO): regulation of transcription by RNA polymerase II; regulation of epidermal cell differentiation
Cellular component (GO): nucleus
Molecular function (GO): DNA-binding transcription factor activity, RNA polymerase II-specific; RNA polymerase II cis-regulatory region sequence-specific DNA binding
Source: RefSeq, a predicted model, not a curated record